Molecule: messenger RNA, 3942 nt
Organism: Corythoichthys intestinalis (scribbled pipefish)
Lineage: Eukaryota; Metazoa; Chordata; Actinopteri; Syngnathiformes; Syngnathidae
Gene: cygb2
Product: cytoglobin 2
Exons: 4
Coding region: 540-1127 (195 amino acids)
Biological process (GO): oxygen transport
Molecular function (GO): heme binding; oxidoreductase activity; iron ion binding
Source: RefSeq, a predicted model, not a curated record
AUUUCUUGUAAGGUCUGACAAUACCCUGCCGGAGCUACUGUUUGGAGGUGAAUUGCCUCCUGCCCUGUUUCUCAUACUCGCAUUUUGAGGAUUUUCAAAGGUCAUCACUACGAUAGAAAUCAGGGUUCCCUCACACACAUACAGUCUGUGUGAGAGGAUGAGACAGACAUUGGACAAGUAUGACAGGGAACAGCAUCAGCACCACUCACGAGGCUUUCCCAAACUGAGAAGGGUUAUGAAGAGUUAGGAAGAGGAGAGAAAGCGAGAUAUAAGUUUUUUGAAGGGCUGAGAGGAAUAACAAAAGACAGCUGGAGGACUUUUUUUUUCACCCUUGAUUUGAUUUUUGGGCCAUUAUUGCCAUCUUUCUAUCUUUUUCCCUGUCUCCUGUCCUCUUUUUCCUUUUCCCUCUUCUUCUCAUCCUGGUUGUUCUCCCAGCUCCCGCCGUGGGGUCUCAGCUCUCAGUCUCCCUCCCCCCUUCCCUUGCCCCCUACCUCCCGCGGGCCUUGCUUGGAGCUUCCAGGCUGCUGCGCCGCAGGAGGAUGUCUCGCAGGGAAUCUCCCCCGCCGCCCUCGCCAGAGCAACUGCUUGUAGUGAGGAGGCGGGAGGUGAAUUGCGACGAACGUCCGGAGCGCACCGAGCCGCUGUCCGACGUUGAGAGGGAGAUCAUCCAGGACACUUGGGGGCACGUUUACAAGAACUGCGACGAUGUGGGGGUGUCUGUGCUCAUAAGGUUCUUUGUGAACUUCCCAUCUGCCAAACAGUAUUUCAGCCAGUUCCAGGACAUGGAGGACCCUGAGGAGAUGGAGCGAAGCUUCCAGCUUCGACACCACGCUCGUAGGGUGAUGAAUGCCAUCAAUACUGUGGUGGAGAACCUCAAUGACCCAGAGAAGGUGUCAUCAGUGUUGGCUCUGGUGGGGAAGGCUCAUGCUAUCAAGCACAAAGUGGAACCUAUGUAUUUUAAGAUACUGAGUGGGGUCAUGCUGGAGGUGCUAUCUGAAGAUUUCCCGGAAUGCUUCACGGCUGAAGUGCAGAUGGUGUGGACCAAACUCAUGGGUGCCGUGUACUGGCAUGUGACAGGGGCCUACACAGACGUGGGCUGGCUCCAGGUCUCCAGCUCAGCCGUGUGAAGGGUCAGUGUGAAGAAAAUGUGUAACGCAGUGGACUUUAAAAAAGGAAAAUGAUGUGCAAGUAUUUUUCCAUAAUUUUGAAGCUGAAGACAAGGUUUCACGGGCGUGUAUGACGAUGAUGGUGCUGAUCAUGCGAAACAUGUUCAUCUACACAAUUUGUUUAUUUUUAGUGACAUUUUGGUGCUGGGCUUUAUUGCAGAGUUUAUCUUCGCAUCAUUUGCUGGAUAACCCCUAACAAUUGAACGGCAACAUCUGCUCUAAUUACAUUUUAGCUCAAGUAAGUGAUGGUUGGGUGUGCGUUUUAAGCCCACCAUGUGUACCACUAAUUAGCUUGACAUAAGCUUGACUUUAAGCAAGUACAGGGAAGUAAGGGAGGUCCCAUCUCAAUUUGUUGCUCCUGUAAUUCAUCUUUACUCAGACAUUUUGCAAAAUGAGCAUUUUUGACAAAAAAAGUUUGUCUUUACAAGUCUUAAAAAAAUACAACUGUCCAAAUCGGGGUUUUUUUUGUUGUUGUUGUUUUUUUUUGUGCCGUGUGAGGUAUACCUAAGUUGGUAAGCAUUCUUACUUUUAAUACAUUUUUCAAUCACUAAGUAUGGCUUAUUUAGUUCUUUGAAAUAACAUACAUACAGUAGCUGUCUUGUUAGUGAGCAAAUUUGUUCACCUGACAAACGAGCUAUAGUACAUUAAAGGUCCAAUCAAAGCUACAGCGCUAGCAGAGAAAAUGUAUUCUCAUGAAACGCAACACUGUAAAAGCUUUCUGCCAAAAACAUUUCGACUGUUGAAAAGCCCUUAAAUAGGAUGCCCUUUUGUAAAAUGCAUGAAAUCACUGUCAUAUCUAGAACAUCGACGAAUCGAGAUGCAUUGACAUUUUUGCAAAGUAUUCUUUUAACUACGAAGGAGCCUCUCUAGAGUGUUUGAAACAGACACAGCCGCCACAGUCCAGUCACGUACUGCUGUGGCUCAAUUCACUCCUCAACCAUGAGUGGUCAAAGCGGAGCCAAUUGGUGGUUGUGUUUCGUCACUCCAGCACAAAUCAGACACUCAAGCUAAUCUUACAAGUAUUUAUCUUAUAUUAGGUGUGGAAUUUUUAUCUUACUACAUUUUUCAACUUCAAAUAAAAUUGCCACUGGUUGUGAGCUGUACUCAAUGGGUUUACAUCGGUCCAAAAAUCCUACUUAUAACCUGAUUGAAAGACCAAUACAAUUAAAAAAUGUCUCAUAUAAACACCUUAGCCAAUCGGAUUCACCCGGAUUCUAUUGUAUUUUGGCUCGGAUUGUAAGAGGUACGGUAGUCUACACCGAUUGAUAAUCCACUCCAUGCCCCAUGUAUACUGCUCAGUGGGGUGGAUUGGGUUGAUAGGAUUGUUCGGUUUACACAUGCACUACUACGAUGUAAGAGCACGUGAGUGAAGCAGGAAGUGCACCUUUUCUUCUCUUAUGCCGCCUUCAUGUGAUGUCGUAAUUAUGGUAAAUAUCACUUGGAAAUUUGCAUGUGAACGCCCCCUCAAGUCUUAUUUUCAACUGGAAAACUGGGAUUUUAUUAUGAUGGGCUACUGGAGUUUCCGAGAUGGGAGGACCGUUUACUUUUCAACAUGAUGAAGCGCGAACAAGAAGUUGUGAAUGGUAAGAAAGUUUUUUUGAGAAGUUUUUUUUACACCAGCAACAAAUCGAAGUGUACAUAUUUAUAGAACUCUAUUUUUUAUUUUUAUUUUUUAACCAAGUGGUGGCUAAAACAUUCAGUUACAAACAAAAACUUACCAUUUGCAUUUUGAUGCAAUGUCAUCUUAUUUUAGUAGAUGAAUUACCGUAUUUUACACACCAUAAGGUGCAUCGGAGGAUAAGGCACACCAUGAAUUAAUGGCCUAUUUUAAAACGGUUUUCAUAUAUAUGGUGCACCGCACUAUUGGGCGCAGCAAUAGUAGUAAAAAGUGUUGGGGUUGCUUUAUGCAUACCACUAGAUGAAGCUGUGCUAAAGAGGAUUUCCAUGCCAUGAUUCACCAAUAUUGAUCCAUAUCGGUGGUUCUUAUUCUUGCUAAAAGUACCGAACCACACAAGUUUCACAGGUGCAUUCAGCAAACCCUUUGGAAUCUCAUGAUAAGCCUUUUUUAAAAAAUUCAAAACCUAGCAAGCUAACAUCUAACAUGUGUACUCCUGUUCAAAUUUCUUCCAGAUUUCAAAUAUACAACAAAUAAUUUUGCCUUUUGCCGUAGAUUAUGACAUUGGUAAAUGAAAUUAAUUUCAUUUCACAACAUUCCUUUUUUGUUUUCAUGUCUAUUCUCUUUUUAUUGUCGCAUCCUUACAUCACAUACAGUACUAUUUUAAUGACAUAAAAUGAUCCAAAUUAUUAUUAUUUUUUAAUCUAAAUUAUUUAUCUAUUAAUAUCUAGAAUGGAAUAAAGCCUGUAAAUUGAGGUCAAGCCAGUCCAAUCCAGUCUAAAAUGCAAUUUGCCUAGAUUUAGCGUAGCCAGCGCACAAAAUUGGGCUCUGCUUUUUUUAACCUUCAUCAAACCCCUGAGGCUUACUCUCCGAACCCUGAAGUUCGAUUGAACCCCAGUUUAGAAUCACUGAUCCAUAUAUAAAUCUCAUUGGAUUAUAAAGCGGGAUGUCUGCUUUUGAGAAAAUUAAGGUUUAUAGGUGUGCCUUAUAGUGCGGAAAAUACGGUAAUGGGUCUAACAGUUUUGCCCACGCAACAAACCAAAAUAAAAUCGAUGUCCGCUAAGUUUUUGCCACGACGACAAAAGCAAGUGGUAACGAUAAUCUUUCCCAGAGCAUGUGAAGACAGCAUUACAGUUGUGGUCAAAAGUUUACAUACACUUG